Molecule: messenger RNA, 3675 nt
Organism: Pelodiscus sinensis (Chinese soft-shelled turtle)
Lineage: Eukaryota; Metazoa; Chordata; Testudines; Trionychidae
Gene: SPSB1
Product: splA/ryanodine receptor domain and SOCS box containing 1
Biological process (GO): proteasome-mediated ubiquitin-dependent protein catabolic process
Cellular component (GO): SCF ubiquitin ligase complex
Molecular function (GO): protein binding
Source: RefSeq, a predicted model, not a curated record
ACUAAUAAUCUCAAAUAAGGCUCUUUAAAGAAGGGAUUUAAAAAUGGAUAUAUUGAAGACUUCCCUUCUCCCCCCAUCUGAAUGCCAAAUACACUGAACUGCUUCAUCAGUCUGCCUUGUCUUGUUUGGCUGUUGCAGCUUUAUAAAGAACAAAGAUGAUUGAUAUAUUAAGCUGUAACUUCCUCCUCCUCCUCCUGACCAUUCGUGUCUGCUUGUUGUAUUGCAGAGGCAGUAGGAGUGAUAACUGUUUCACAGCAAAGUAUUCCCUGGAGGGGGAUUUGUACUGGUGCAGUUUGUCAAUGACAGGUUUAGUGUGUUGUCUCUGUUUGUUCAGAGGUCACUGAAGUGCAUUAUAAAAGUGAUUGGGAGUUGGUUGGAGCCCAUAUGUUGGAUGUGUCUAAAUAGUGGCUUGGUUGUCCAGGAACUAAUUUGCUGUAAUGGCAUAUUAUUCUUCUGAGGAGUCAGGUGGCUUCCCAUGGAUUGUGGACACACGCCGGAGUUGGUUUAACAUUCAGGCUCCACCCCGCAGUGCUACACUUUAAAAUGGGCUGGUCACGAAUCAGUAAAGGCAUUUGAUUUGUCGUGGAGCCAGCUAGUACACCGGAAUUCCUACGCCUACAGACUUGCUCAUAAACUGCUGUCUGCUGUGGAGCUAACAUUGCAUAUGCUGAUAUAUUUUCAAGUUCGGGACUUGCAUUAAAUCCUGCAAUUCUGACCUGUGCGCAUCUUGAUAAGGUCUCCUAGCAACCUCCACUGGGGCUGAAUGACAGCAGGAGGGUAAUUGAUGAGCUUGCCCUGGGAGUUUGUAAGUAGGUGAAAUUGAAACACAAGAUGGGUCAGAAAGUCACUGGCGGAAUAAAGACUGUGGAUAUGAGAGACCCUGCCUACAGGCCUCUGAAGCAGGAGCUUCAAGGGCUGGACUACUGCAAGCCCACGCGCCUAGACUUGCUAUUGGACAUGCCCCCGGUCUCCUACGAAGUCCAGCUGCUGCAUUCCUGGAACAAUGAUGACCGCUCGCUAAACGUCUUUGUGAAAGAGGACGACAAACUAAUAUUUCACCGGCAUCCGGUGGCUCAGAGCACAGAUGCCAUCCGAGGCAAAGUUGGAUAUACGAGGGGACUGCAUGUGUGGCAGAUCACGUGGGCCAUGAGGCAGCGGGGCACGCAUGCUGUGGUAGGGGUGGCUACGGCAGAUGCCCCCUUGCAUUCUGUAGGGUACACAACCCUGAUAGGAAACAACCAUGAAUCCUGGGGCUGGGACCUUGGGCGGAACAGACUGUACCAUGAUGGGAAGAACCAGCCAAGUAAAACCUACCCUGCCUUCUUAGAACCUGAUGAGACUUUCAUUGUGCCGGACUCUUUCCUGGUGGUCCUGGACAUGGACGACGGGACCUUGAGCUUCAUUGUAGAUGGGCAGUACAUGGGUGUUGCUUUUCGAGGACUUAAAGGGAAAAAACUGUAUCCAGUUGUAAGCGCAGUGUGGGGGCACUGCGAAAUACGGAUGCGCUACUUGAACGGGCUUGACCCCGAACCAUUGCCUCUGAUGGACCUGUGCCGGCGUUCUGUGCGGCUGGCUCUGGGCAAGGAUCGACUGAGCGAGAUCCCCACGCUGCCGUUGCCAGCAUCCCUCAAGAGCUACCUGCUCUACCAAUGACCUAUAGCUAGAAAGGUGCUGUGAGAACUGAAACAGGCAAAUGAUUUGGCGCUGACCCAUUGGACAGUGGUUCUGCCAGCCUUCCCCCAUUAUUGCUAGUACUGGACACCCUCUGCCCAAGUACCUUCCUCCAAUGCCAAAACCAAAUAUGCCCUGAAAAUGGACGUUUUCAAGUAUUUUUGUUUCACAACUCAGAUGACCUUUGCAGAUGAGUCACAUCCCCGCACGCUUCCAAAAGAAAAACCAAACCGAAAAUCCACCACCCUUGCAGAAUCUCUGCACACCCCUUGCUGCUUUCCUACCGGCUCCUAGCAAACACCCGUGGAGCAUCCUUUGAAUGCCUGCUGUCUAGGAGCAAAUUCUGCCCCGUAUACCAGAUGAAGGAGAGUACAUGAAGCUUGGAGGGGGAAGCAUUGGGAAUGGCAACAGGUCAAAUGCCAGGUGCUAAGUGUGGAAUGGCAUGAGAUGGGGGCCUUCUGAAAAGCAAAGAGGUAAAAUACUUCCAUGGGAAGUGAAGACACCAAAAAUCUCCACAUGGACACUUUUUUAAAAAGAAAAAAAAGAAACUUGGCUAAGGUGGUUGUGGCUCAUGUCAAUGUCACGAUACUGUCUCACCCUGUCUUAACUGUUCCUUUAUGUAGAUUAAAUCUCAUUUCUUUCACCAUCACUCUCCAUCCCUCACUCCAUUAUUUUCCUGUCUUGUCUGUCUUCCUUUUCACUGCCCGUGACACCAGUGGCAGAUAAAGCCUGUUGUGGACUGGGAAAACGAAGGGGCUUCGAGAAGCCCCUCGGCAUCUUCCCCCUCUUUUCUUGUGGUCUCUUUAGCCUACAGCUUUUAGGUCAGGUGCCUCCUCCUGCCAUAAAACAUUGGCAUGCAUCAUUCUCCUUGGAGAGCCAGCCACUCCAAACUGACAUCGAUUGCAGAUCCUUAACAGCCACAAACUUCUACUUCGCUGUAAGCUUAAGGUGCCCCCAAAAUGGAUCUGCCAGGGAAUCUUCUGCUUUAAGCUGCUUAGAGCAUUUCAGAUCAAAGCUCUCCAGCCUCCCAUUGUCCACGAUAAUCUCUCCCUUGCUCUCUGGCACGAGCAACCCUCUGUGUCAUCCCUGCGAGUGGAUGGAAAGAUGACCCAGGAGGAAGGGUGUGAGCAGUGUGCGUUCAGCUUUGCAGUAUGUCAGCAGACCAGACGUCUAGAGGGUGAUGUGAUGGAAAGUAGCUUGACGAUGCAUUACAUGCAUGGCAAAGAGAAACCGAGCAAGUUAGUUAAAAAACAAGGGGGAGGAGAACCCUUGAGACCUUAAAGGCUUGGAGGGAGGGAGGGGAAUUCUUGCAUAUCCCAAAUAAAGACUCUCACCUCUGCAGCCAAAAAGAGGGCACCCAGUCCAUCAACAGGAGCUGCUCUCUCCUGGCCUCUCCAAAUAGCAGGCUAUUAAGCUGCCUUCUCUGGGGUUAUUUUGCACAUUUCUUUUUUGUCUUGAAAAACAAUGUUUGUGUGUUGCUUCAGUUUUGUACAGGUACAAAUGAGUUUAUUUGUUGAAAAUGUUUAAUAUAUAUAUUUGUGGUGUUUGUAUAAUCCUGUUUUAAACAGCUGCUGUAGGUACCUUUUAAAAAAUUACUGGCAUAGUAUAUUUUUAAAGCACAGAAUUGGUGCCAAGAAUGGGUGGGGGUUCAGUGUGCCCCUUAGUUGUUGUUUUUUUAAAUGUAACCAGGAUGGUUAUUUUAUGUAAGGUUUUGUACAAGCUUCUGUUACCAGGUCAGACACGUACAAAGUUGCACAAGAGACUUCAGAGUGUAUAGAACCUAGCUUUAUUGCCUUCAACUCUACCAGCGUCUUCCACCACUCCUGGGAAGUAGCCACGUUGUGCCCUAUUAUUUUUGUGCUUCUAGCACCCCCUUUGUCUCCACCAUCUCUUAGCUGUCCCCCUUUGCAUUGCUUUGUACAGUUUUAAACUCUUGCGUUCUCUUGUACAGCAGUAGAUAAUACUAAGUAACCGAAUACAGAAAUAAAGUUGAUUAAAUAUCAA